UAUGGGUUUGCUGUCUGUAGGAAGUGAUUGUGAAAGGAUUACGAAGACCUAAUGGAGAAACGAGUAAAGUUAACAGUCGUUUUGUCAGGAUCAUUGAGCACCACUAAACUUUUACAUAGUGUUACGGUGUCAGCCGGGAUAACUGCUGUACAUAGCUUACUGUAAUUAGCACGGACUAUGGCUCGAUAUUUAUUUUUUCAAGUGUUAUGGCUGUUUCCCUUCUUGUUACUCUGCAGUUUACCUUUCCAGAUGUGCCUGGAAAACCCCAAUACAGUAACAUUGCCAGAAACCCUGCUGUUCGUUUCAACUCUUGAUGGAAGUUUGCAUGCUGUCAGCAAAAGAACAGGUGCUAUCAAGUGGACCUUAAAGGAGGAUCCUGUACUCCAGGUUCCAACACUUGUUGAAGAGCCAGCAUUUCUUCCUGAUCCCAAUGAUGGCAGCCUGUAUACUUUAGGUGGAAAAAAUAAUGAAGGUCUGACGAAAUUACCAUUUACAAUCCCAGAACUGGUUCAAGCUUCACCUUGCCGAAGUUCCGAUGGUAUCUUAUACAUGGGAAGGAAGCAAGACAUCUGGUACGUGGUGGAUCUCAUGACAGGAGCAAAACAGCAGACAUUAACAUCGUCCUUUGCUGAAAGCUGGUGUCCUUCUACAUCACUCUUGUAUCUUGGACGUACAGAAUACACCAUUACAAUGUAUGACACAAAAAGUAAAGAACUGAGAUGGAAUGCUACGUACUUCAACUAUGCUGCUACUCUGCCUGAUGAGGAAACAGAAUACAAAAUGGCUCAUUUUGUGUCUAACGGAGAUGGCCUGGUAGUGACUGUGGACCAUGAAUCUGGAGACAUCUUAUGGAUUCAGAACUAUGCUUCCCCAGUUGUGGCUUUGUAUGUUUGGCAGAGAGAAGGUCUGAGGAAAGUAAGGCAUACCAAUGUUGGUGUGGAGACCCUUCGAUACUUAACAUUCAUGUCUGGAGAGGUUGGGCGCAUAACAAAAUGGAGGUAUCCUUUCCCCAAGGAAGCAGAGACCAAAAGCAAGCUAAUGUCAACACUUUAUGUUGGAAUGUAUUCAACCAGCCUCUAUGCUUCACCAUCACUGGUGCAUGAAGGGGUGACUAUUGUGCCUCGAGGUAGAGAUUUUCCAUUACUGGAGGGCCCUAAAACAGAUGGGGUAACAAUUGAAGAUGAUGGCGAGUGUUUUAUUACACCUAGUACCGAUGUGAAACUCUCACCAGGAGGAAUGAAAGAUGGGGAUAAAUUCAACUACUUAAGGAUUCAUUGGCUCUUAAUAGGACAUCAUGAAUUACCUGUAACAGCCCCAGUGCAGAUCUUGGAGAAGUUUCCAGAGAAUUUGCCAAAGCACCCUGAAAAUGUGAUACCUACUAACACAGACAAAAAGAAGUUUGAAGAGGCUAUAAAAAUGGAUGAAGAAUCACCUGAAGAGCUGCACACUAAUGUGGUAAAAGAUAUCAAAGAGAUGCCUUCUCGGCCUCAGCUCAGACCUGAAGCCCCUGUCGACUCUGUGUUAAAGGAUAUGGCCACAGUCACAUUUUGUACAUUUUUGCUGGCAGGCUGGGUAGUGUUUGUUAUUACCUACCCAAAGACUGUUAAACAUCAGCAGGAACUCCAACACCAGCAGUUCCAAAAACAGUGGGAGGAGAAGAUCCAGCUUCUUCAGAAACAGCAACUCCUCUUCCAGCCUCCUACUGACCUAGGCCAGGAAACUGAACUCACUGAUAUAACCCGGGUACGCAGUGGGAGCUCUGCCACCAGCACACCCAACACAUCUCCUAAAGCAUCCAACCAUUCCAAUCUCUCCAUUUCUGAACUGGGCAGCUCCAUCACAGAACAGGAGGAUGGAGAUGAAGAUUCCAGCAUGGUAGCAGUUGGGAAGAUUUCUUUCAACCCAAGAGAUGUGCUGGGUCAUGGUGCUGAAGGGACCAUUGUAUACAGGGGAAGAUUUGAUAACAGAGAUGUUGCAGUCAAAAGAAUUCUACCAGAAUGCUUCAGCUUUGCAGACCGAGAGGUGCAGCUACUUCGCGAGUCUGAUGAGCAUCCCAGUGUAAUCCGGUACUUCUGCACAGAGAAAGACAAACAGUUUCAGUACAUUGCAAUUGAACUGUGCACUGCCACCUUGCAGGAGUAUGUGGAGCAAGCUGAUUUUAACCAUUACAAUCUGGACCCCAUUACCCUCUUGGAACAGACUAUGUCUGGUCUUACUCAUCUGCAUUCUCUCAACAUAGUCCACAGAGAUCUGAAGCCUCACAAUAUUCUUAUCUCCAUGCCUAAUGCUCAUGGCAUAGUCAAGGCCAUGAUCUCAGACUUUGGUCUGUGCAAGAAACUUGCGGUGGGCAGACACAGUUUCAGCCGAAGGUCUGGUGUACCAGGCACUGAGGGGUGGAUUGCCCCAGAGGUGCUGAAUGAAGAUUGCAAAGAAAAUCCUACAUGCACAGUAGACAUUUUUUCUGCUGGUUGUGUGUUCUACUAUGUUGUUUCGAAAGGCAGUCAUCCGUUUGGCAAGUCCCUGCAGCGGCAAGCCAACAUCCUUUUGGGUGCUUAUGACCUUGAGCACUUAAAGCCUGACAGGCAUGAAGAUAUUAUUGCUCGCAGUUUAAUAGAGCAGAUGAUUAAUAUGGAUCCUCAGAAGCGACCAUCCUCUGAGAGGGUACUUAAACAUCCUUUUUUCUGGAGCUUAGAAAAACAGCUUCAAUUCUUUCAGGACGUGAGUGACAGAAUAGAAAAAGAGCAGCUAGAUGGUCCAGUUGUUAAACAGCUUGAAAAAGGAGGAAGAAGUGUUGUGAAAAUGGACUGGAGAGAAAACAUCACUGUUCCUCUCCAAACAGAUCUGAGAAAGUAUAGAACAUAUAAAGGAGGAUCUGUAAGAGAUCUGCUACGAGCAAUGAGAAAUAAGAAACACCACUACAGGGAGUUGCCUCAAGAAGUACAAGAGACAUUAGGUAUGGUCCCAGAUGAAUUUGUGAAGUAUUUCACAUCUCGUUUCCCUCACCUUUUACUUCACACUUACCUUGCUAUGCAGAUCUGUAGUCAUGAACGACUGUUUCAGCCUUAUUAUGAUAAGAGCACUGCAGAUCUACGACAUUCAGAACUGCCUUUGCCUGUUGCUGGACUUGAUGUCUGAGGAUGGAGUGAAUUAUUUUCUCCAAAAACUAGCAUUCCUGUCAUGCUGCUAUUUAUUGUGACCAUUGUAGGAGGAGUAAAUGGAUUAUGUUUGGCUACAACUUUGUGAGACUUACGAAGAAAAAGUAUGCCAAGCUGGAAGUAAGUGCCUUGUACUGCCUGUUUAAGGCUGGAAAAAAAGAGAGAGGCUAUCUUCAUCUUGGAAGAAGUAUUAAAAGUAGUACAUGGAUUGUGGUAGCAGAGCAGCUUUUGGAAACCAGGAGCAACACAAAUUAAUUGUAAAACUGUUGCUAAGUAAUACUACCUACCUGUUGCUCUUUUCUUUGAUGAGAAAGUUUGCAUUUCUCCUCUUCUCUGUUACCAUCAAAGUAUCCACUGUAUAUGGUAUUUAAUAACUGAUUUGGGUUGUGUAUGACAAAAAAAAGUUGUAACACGAAGUCUAAGGCGAAGAAGCUACUCUGAAGGACAUGUUGAGUUUUUAACAGUGUACAUUACAAAUAGUACUAAUGAUUAGUCUGAAUGUAAACAGGGACUGGAAAAUGCCAAAGCAUAUGGAGGAAUGUGACCAGGUCAUAUGCAUUUUUCCAUCAUUCAGGAUUCUGAACUUAAACAGUUAGUUGACAUCAGUGUACGGUUGAAGAUGGCUGUUUUUCAGUUGUCUGUAAGUAUUUCGGUGUUCGCAGUCAACAGUGUUUUCACAUACAUUACUGCCUGCUAAUUACUGGCGUAUAUAGAAUUUUCUGAAGAUUGAGUAAUCUUUUCAAUGAUAACUACGUGCCUGACAUGUCCUCCAAAGUGAUAUUUUUUCAUAUAAAUAUUUCGUUGUCAGGCUAAAAUUGCAGAGUCAUGCUUUUCCAGUGCUUUGUAAUAUUUUUUUGCAUACUGUGAGCAUCUGAUCUGCUUUUUUUUUAACAAUUCACAAAACUGAAACUAUUUUUUUUAAAACCGCAUCUCAUCAUGUACAUAAAACAAUUUCAUAUGAUGUCUGGCACUGCCACAGGCAUUAUAUGAGGGUUUGGGACCGGCUUGUCUUAUGCAUUGUGUAUAUUGUAUUUUUUUAUGAUUUGUCUAGGAAGUACAUUUUUAUUAAAAUAUAUAUAUAUAUUUAAAUUAAAAAUUUUAUUAUAGAGUGGCAAGAAUAUUGAAAAUAUGUAUGCUUGGUGGUCAUUUGAAAGUUUAUAAAGUAGUGAAAUUAUUAUUUUGUAAUUAUGAGCUGUAUUCUAAAACUUUGUUUAGUCUUCAUUUGUAGAAAUUACUUAAAAUGUCUCAUGAUCUGUUUAAGGAUGCAGUAUGCCUUUUUAAUAUCAAGAAAAUCUAGUAUAAAAAGUUUAAAAAAAUGAUUUAACAUUUGUAUGUUAAUGAAAUUAGUCUUGUAGCUAUAAACCUUUAGCAGCUUGCAUAUGGGGUCAGAUUCAUGAAUACCCACACUUUGUGUACAUUAAGUUUACACCAUUCUGAGGGAAUAAAAUCCACAAACAUAACCACUACCUUAUUCGUCCUAAUUUUUUCAUACUAAUUUUCUGCAGCCUUAAAUAUCGAGGGAGGUUCAUAAAGGUUAACACAAAGUGUAGACUUGUGUACACUUAGUGUAAUCUUUCUGAGGGUAUAGACAGCACAAGUAAUGUGGUAGGGAUGUUCUUGAAUGCAGAAUGUGGCCAAUGUUUUUUCCUUUGGUUACAUGUUUAAUGUAAAUUUAAGCAUUCCAUGUCAUGUGGCCCUAGAGCUUUUUUUAAAAACAUUUUAUUACUGCGUUACAGUGCAGUCAAGAUGCUAGGAGAAUGAGUUAUUCCUUUUAAUUUCAGCAGUCCCAAGUAUAAUAUGGCUGAGUAAAACCCCCCAGUGCUUUUGGGUCACUUGUGAUAUAGUAUUCCCAGUUACCAAAUACCUUAUCUUUGAUAUGUUUUCAUAAUUGUCAAAUUUUAGAUUUUUUUGUUUAUCUUGCAGCCUUUCUGUUAACUUAUAAGAGGUUUCUGUAUAGAAUGCCCCCUAGCAUUCUAAAGUAAAUAGAUCGUACUGAUAGCCAAAUUAAAAAUUGCACUUUAUUACUUCACAUAUUACCAAAAUUAAAAAAGGUAGUUAUUUUUUUAGAAAAACGUGCAGUUGAAGCCUAAGUAAAAGGCAUAUGACAGAAUGUCACUAGUGUGCACUACAACUUUUAACUUUUUGCUUCACAAAUGUAGCAGGCUUUUGAUACUUUUAUAUUAAAUAUACUGUAUAAGCCACCUUUUACUAUAAUUCAUCCUGUAUUAUUUGCAUAUAUUUAUUUUAUUUAUUGUAGUUUAGUAGCACUUGGUAUCCUUGAGGAUCCAAAAGCAUUAUUUUAAUGGACUUUAAUGCUUCAGAUUGCAUAUACGUAAAACAAAUCCUUGCUAAUUGAAGGUGUGCACUCUUCAGAUGAAAAGGUCGACUAAAUAAAAUGGUUUCUUCAUGUUGUGCUGCUAAAAUGUUCUGGUUAAAAGUUACUAAAGGAUUGUUUAACAUUAAUUUAGGUGUUGCAUGAAGGAAGAAGUUCUUGCAGAAGUAUUGUUUAUAGGUGCCUCUAAGGAUCUGGUUAGAAAUUAGAAAUGAUAAAAAAAAAUAAAUAAAUAAAAAGGUAAAAAUACAAAUUAAACGUUUGAGUUACGACUCACCCCUCCUCACUCAAAAAGUAGUUACCAAUGGAGUUAUUUUGUAGCAGUAAAUUUAAUACGUUAAAAGUUUAUCAGCUAUUAGUGCCACAACUUAGCAUACACCAUCUGUCUCAAAAUAAACAUUUGGCGGCAUCUACCCACAGGAGUACACCAUUUAGCUAAUAAUUUUUCAACUGGAAACUCAGACACUAGCUUAGCAUUAUUUUCUUUUAACACGUAAAAUAGUAGCCUUCACUUUGUUUUUUGGUUUGUUUGUUUUUUUUUAAUUUAAUUUUGUUGCUCAAAGUCAUGCUGGCGCUAUAUCUUUCCAUACAGCACAACAUCGGUAUCUGGGUAUUCAGUGUGAUGAGUUAAGGUACUUGUCAUGACUGUAACUGCCAGCAUAUGGAAAGUAAAAUACAGUGUUUGCAGGGAAAAUGUAAAAUGGGCUAACCGCCAGUUAAAUAGUGGUCCUCUUUAACCUCCCCACCAAAAGAGUCAUACUGCAUCCUUAAAUUAAAGGGUAGGAAAUAAUGUUAUUUUGUUGUAUAUAAGGAAAUCAGUUGGCUGAAUGAAAUGUUUAUAUGUAGUAGUAUUGUCUCCCCGUUAAGUUGUUCUGACAUGUUUGUGUUAAGUGUCUGUUAGCAAUUUUCUGCAACUUGAUAUCCAGUGCACUGUUUAGGAUUGUAGUGCUUGUUAUAAUUAUCAGUGGUGUUUAGUUUGUCUUUAUCAGAGGGAUGCUAAUUACAUAUUUUUUAAGUUUUGAUGGCUGAAAAUUGAUUUUAGUUUUUUUUUAUACAAAAUUCAUAUUUUUUAUAUUUAUUGUUCAGUAUGUUUUCUAUGUGAAUGAAUGUGUUUUGUUUAUAAUGGGAAUCUGAAAAUAAACUUGAAAAAUGUG
Messenger RNA from Protopterus annectens (West African lungfish), 6641 nucleotides. RefSeq names its product endoplasmic reticulum to nucleus signaling 1 (gene ERN1). The record is from RefSeq and is a predicted model, not a curated record. The transcript is spliced from 22 exons. Gene Ontology annotation, biological process: intrinsic apoptotic signaling pathway in response to endoplasmic reticulum stress; protein phosphorylation; IRE1-mediated unfolded protein response. Lineage: Eukaryota; Metazoa; Chordata; Ceratodontiformes; Protopteridae. The coding region runs from base 178 to 3135 and encodes 985 amino acids. Gene Ontology annotation, molecular function: RNA endonuclease activity; protein serine/threonine kinase activity; ATP binding. Gene Ontology annotation, cellular component: IRE1-TRAF2-ASK1 complex.